Molecule: messenger RNA, 1278 nt
Organism: Botrytis byssoidea
Lineage: Eukaryota; Fungi; Ascomycota; Leotiomycetes; Helotiales; Sclerotiniaceae
Exons: 4
Coding region: 1-1278 (425 amino acids)
Source: RefSeq, a predicted model, not a curated record
AUGAAGUUUCCUAAUAUUGCGAUAAGUUUUGCUGUGCUCAGCGAACUUCGGGACUUGGCAUGCGUCUCUGCUCUCACAGUCUUUGCUCCUUCAGAUGGUCCAGUCUAUUCCCUGGGUAUUCCUCCGACAACGGUUUCGGCUGGCACCGGAAAUAUAUAUUUCCAGCUCAGCGCACCAGAUACAUAUCAAUGGGCUGCACUAGGUAUUGGGCGCACCAUGGCCGGUGCAUAUAUGUAUAUAAUGUAUAGCGACGGCAAGGGAAACGUCACUAUUAGUGCGAGGGCUGGAGGACAAGGUCAUGUAGAGCCAAAAGUUACUGGAGGACCAGGAGGCCAGGUGCAAUUGCUUGCGGGUAGUGGAAUUACCGGAGGAGUGAUGACAGCGAAUGUUCUGUGUACGAACUGCCCUCUUCCAUCCACAACAUCCACCGCUUCACCAUGGAUCGCGGCUUGGCACUUGGGCUCUCCGAUCGACGGUACUUCGACCUCGUAUACUAUAAACCAACACGACGAUAGCAGCUACCGUCAAUUUACCUAUGACCUCACAACUGCUGUAAUUGGAACGGAUGAGAACCCAUUUCUAUCUAAUGGUACAACUACACCCAUGUCGGGAAGUGGAAGUGAAGAGCAUGGAAUGUCGGCCUCCACACUCAACGCCUAUAGUAUUGCCCAUGGCACUAUAAUGAGUAUUACCAUGAUUAUUCUCUUCCCGCUAGGGGCAAUACUCAUGACUAUGUUUGGAAAGUGGUGGAUUCACGCAGCGUUUCAAACAUUCAGUUUGGUGAUGCUGAUUGCUGGUUUCGGAUUAGGUGUCAAGUUGGCAAUGUCCAAGGACUAUCUAUUCAAGAAUGAAGGAAAAACGCAUACAAGCUCUGGUCUAGCUCUUUUUGUCCUCUUAAUUAUUCAAGCUAUCAUGGGCGUCAUUCAUCACCUCGCUUACCGAAAACAACACGUUAAAGGAUUUCUGGGAUAUAUACAUAUUUGGUAUGGCCGCUCUUUACUCAUUUUGGGAAUCAUCUGUGGUGGCUUGGGAUUGCAAUUGGCAAGAAACACGAAAGGUGGUGAGAUUGUUUAUGGACUUUUGGCGGGGCUGGUUGCCAUGUCUUAUUUUACGAUAUUGGCGUUGAAGACUAUGGGAAAGUUUGUGGACAAUAAAGCGAUAAAGAGUGGAAGUGGAGAGGAAGGAAGAAACACUGAAGAAAGAAUCCCUAUGAAGGGUAGGAUACCGGCGACGAUCAAGCAUAGUAGCGAGCGAGUUCCGGCGACUAGUCGCUUAUAA